Molecule: messenger RNA, 1073 nt
Organism: Nestor notabilis (Kea)
Lineage: Eukaryota; Metazoa; Chordata; Aves; Psittaciformes; Psittacidae
Product: low-density lipoprotein receptor-related protein 1-like
Exons: 7
Molecular function (GO): protein binding; calcium ion binding
Source: RefSeq, a predicted model, not a curated record
AGAACAAGUGCAACGACUCCUUCUUCCUCUGCAAGAACGGGAAGUGCAUCCCAGAGGCUCUGCUGUGCGACAACAACAACGACUGCGCGGACGGCUCCGAUGAGCUCAACUGCUUCAUCAAUGAGUGUCUCAACAAGAAGCUGAGCGGCUGUUCCCAGGAGUGGGGGGACGUCAAGAUCGGAUGCCGUCCUGGGUUUCGGCUGAAGGACGACGGGAAGACGUGCAUUGACAUCGACGAGUGCUCCACCACCUACCCCUGCAGCCAGAAGUGCAUCAACACUCUGGGGAGCUACAAGUGCCUGUGCAUAGAGGGCUACAAGCUCAAACCUGACAAUCCCACCAGCUGUAAAGCUGUUACAGAUGAAGAGCCCUUCCUCAUCUUUGCCAACCGGUACUACCUGAGGAAGCUCAACCUGGAUGGCUCCAACUACACGCUGCUCAAGCAGGGGCUGAACAAUGCAGUGGCUCUGGAUUUCGACUACCGGGAGCAGAUGAUCUACUGGACAGACGUCACCACGCAGGGCAGCAUGAUCCGCCGCAUGCACAUCAAUGGCAGCAACGUUCAGGUCCUUCACCGCACUGGCCUCAGCAACCCUGAUGGGCUGGCUGUGGACUGGGUGGGAGGCAACCUGUACUGGUGCGACAAGGGUCGGGACACCAUCGAGGUGUCGAAGCUCAACGGUGCCUAUCGCACUGUACUGGUGAACUCGGGUCUGCGUGAGCCCCGGGCGCUGGUGGUGGAUGUCCAGAACGGUUACCUCUACUGGACAGACUGGGGGGACCACUCCCUGAUCGGGAAGAUCGGCAUGGAUGGCACCAACCGCAGCGUCAUCGUUGACACCAAGAUAACUUGGCCCAACGGCCUUCCCCUCGACUACAUCAACAGCCGCAUCUAUUGGGCUGAUGCACGGGAGGAUUACAUCGAGUUUGCCAGCCUGGAUGGCUCCAACCGGCACACGGUGCUGAGCCAGGACAUUCCGCACAUCUUUGCACUCACCCUCUUUGAGGAUUUCAUCUACUGGACCGACUGGGAGACCAAGUCCAUCAACCGGGCCCACAAAACCACGGGAGCC